GUACACCUCCCAGGGGUCUGUGCGCGCCGCCAGGGAACGGGUCUUGUGGCUUUGUCUCCCGCGAAGAGGAGAUGGCGGAGUCGUUGAGGUCUCCGCGCCGCUCCCUGUACAAACUGGUGGGCUCGCCGCCUUGGAAAGAGGCUUUCCGGCAGAGAUGCCUGGAGAGAAUGAGAAACAGCCGGGACAGGCUCCUAAACAGGUACCGCCAGGCUGGAAGCAGUGGGCCAGGGAAUUCUCAGAACAGCUUUCUAGUUCAAGAGGUGAUGGAAGAAGAGUGGAAUGCUUUGCAGUCAGUGGAGAAUUGUCCAGAAGACUUGGCUCAGUUGGAGGAGCUGAUAGACAUGGCUGUGCUGGAGGAAAUUCAACAGGAGCUGAUCAACCAAGAGCAGUCCAUCAUCAGCGAGUAUGAGAAGAGCUUGCAGUUUGAUGAAAAGUGUCUCAGCAUCAUGCUGGCUGAGUGGGAGGCAAACCCACUCAUCUGUCCUGUAUGUACAAAGUACAACCUGAGAAUCACAAGCGGUGUGGUGGUGUGUCAGUGUGGCCUGUCCAUCCCAUCUCAUUCUUCUGAGUUGACAGAGCAGAAGCUUCGUGCCUGUUUAGAGGGUAGUAUAAAUGAGCACAGUGCACAUUGUCCCCACACACCUGAAUUUUCAGUCACUGGAGGAACAGAAGAAAAGUCCAGUCUUCUCAUGAGCUGUCUGGCCUGUGAUACUUGGGCUGUGAUCCUCUAGAGGCAGCUUGGACUCACAUCAUUCUAUGGGGUUGAAGACAACUCAUUCCCUCUGAGGAGCCUUGUACAUACAAGCCUUUUAUUUAUAACUUAUUUUGUAUUGAAACUUUUAAACAAUACUGAAGAAAAAAAAACUUUUCCGACAUCUGUUCUUGGUUUUUGUGACGCAGGUUGAAGGGGGAGGAAUAGAAAAAGACAAACUGCCUUGGAGGAGAUAAACCAAUUUUAUGUCUAUCAUGUUAUACAAAAAUCUAGAAAUAAUAGAUUUGUACAGAAAAAAAUGAUAAUAAAUGAGAGCACAAAACAUAUAAUUUAAA
Pan troglodytes (chimpanzee) is the source of this 1047-nucleotide messenger RNA. RefSeq names its product RPA interacting protein (gene RPAIN). Gene Ontology annotation, cellular component: nucleus; PML body. Lineage: Eukaryota; Metazoa; Chordata; Mammalia; Primates; Hominidae. The record is from RefSeq and is a predicted model, not a curated record. Gene Ontology annotation, biological process: protein import into nucleus. The coding region runs from base 72 to 731 and encodes 219 amino acids. The transcript has 7 exons.